CGUAUUCACUCUUCAUGUGCACAUGUCUCGAUCAAUGAAUCAUAUAGGCAACAGAGCAACGAGUUCAUUAGCUUGUCUGCUCGCUGCGCAGCUUCGGACGGCUGCUUUCUGCCAGAAAGUUUCUGGAGUAACUUUAUAAAUAGAACACCCUCAGUAAGCACAUCUAGCAACCCCAAAGCGAACUUUCCAGCAUCGUUAUCGAUCCGAGCCAAAUAUAUAGACAUAUCCAACGUGCACCUGGGAGUUGGCAGUAUAUUGCGAGGCUUUAUAUAUAUACACACACGGCCUGCCCAUGUCUAUUCUAUUCAACGGCACCCGCACACGUUCAGGCGGACUUAUCAGUGCUCUGGCCAAGCAAAUAAAGCUCGUCAAUCUUCAACCCUUGAGCAAAAUAACUGUUCGUUUUGAUCCGUUUCACGAGAAAGCUCUUGAGACACGAAGUUUUCUUUUCCAUAUAUCUGGACGGAGAGUUGCUGCGACCAAUUAUGAUUGCAGUAUAAAAACUGAAAUUGCGUGUGACAGAUCUGAUCCAACAAUUGUUUGCAACUAUCAAGGCAGUGACGAAAAGCUCGUAUUCAAGUCAAAAGAUCUGACAGCUUUAGAAUUACUUAAAGUAUUUAAUAAACACGUAAGUUCUAGAGUAGAAGUACCUACAGAAGAACCCACUUUACCUGGUAAAGCAAAACAAGGCAAAAAGAAGAAGUUCUGAGCUGAUUAUUUUUGUUCAACAGU
Trichogramma pretiosum is the source of this 732-nucleotide messenger RNA. It is a transcript of the gene mRpL53, whose product is annotated as 39S ribosomal protein L53, mitochondrial. The record is from RefSeq and is a predicted model, not a curated record. Lineage: Eukaryota; Metazoa; Arthropoda; Insecta; Hymenoptera; Trichogrammatidae. Gene Ontology annotation, cellular component: mitochondrial large ribosomal subunit. Bases 293 to 709 code for a protein of 138 amino acids. The transcript has a single exon.